AGUAUCAAAAACGUGUGGUUCGUUUAAAGUUUGAUGCAUAUACACGUACGCAGGUAGCAUUGCAUGUGUUGGUAAAGCAAAUGACAAAAGUCGAUCGUAGAAUGUCGGAUGCUGAGAAAACAGUGAUAUUGGCAUUUGGUGGUGCAAAAUUUGCAUCAAACUCACCCAUCAAAGGAUAUCUACGGUGUCCGCAUCGUGCAUUGCAACAAAUGGCACGUGAAUAUGUAUUCGUUUUGCCAAUCAACGAACACAACACAUCGCAGAAGUGUAGUCGAUCAGGACGUAAGCUGAAGAAACGAAGAAGUGUACCAGAACGUCAAUCAAAAGACCGUUUUCUAGUUUGCCCCAACUGUAAACCGGUCGAAGAUGGCGUUUUUCACGAUCCAAUUCAAUGGACAGGCAGAGUUCAUCGUACUUUCAAAAAGAAACAUCAAGAAUGGAAAUACCGUUCCAUAUGUACAUUCCAUCGACCGGUUCCAGAAGCAGAAGCAAAUCCAAAUCCACAACCAAGACAAAAGAAAAAGAGAUACCAGAAGCAGUUGGAACCGAAAACAACAGUUAUAUUCAGUCGCGACAUAAAUGCAGCGAGAAAUAUGAUUAAGAAAGGAUUGUACAUGUUGAAUCAUCUGCCGAUGCCAAAUUGUUUUCGACCAUUCAGGCAUCAACUCCAUUAUUACUACAAUUAAAAUCAAAAAUAAAAUUAUAAGCACGGACGUCUACGCGAACAUUCUCACAAUGGGAAUCUCAUUGUUUCAAACAAUGAUACCAAGACGUAGUAGUGGACGAUGCUAACAAGUACUAGAAAUAGUAACUGUCAAACGCACCGUGGAGACGCCAUAUAAUUUUUUUCUUGUUUGUUUUCAUGACGGAAUGCCCGUUAUGAAUAUUUAUGAUCGUGGAAAAUGUAAAUUUACAGAAUAUUUCCUUGUGUGGACA
Contarinia nasturtii (swede midge) is the source of this 936-nucleotide messenger RNA. RefSeq lists its product as uncharacterized. The record is from RefSeq and is a predicted model, not a curated record. Bases 81 to 686 code for a protein of 201 amino acids. The transcript has 3 exons. NCBI's taxonomy places the organism in Eukaryota, Metazoa, Arthropoda, Insecta, Diptera, Cecidomyiidae.